Molecule: messenger RNA, 1102 nt
Organism: Cucumis melo (muskmelon)
Lineage: Eukaryota; Viridiplantae; Streptophyta; Magnoliopsida; Cucurbitales; Cucurbitaceae
Product: ras-related protein RABB1b
Exons: 6
Coding region: 246-881 (211 amino acids)
Biological process (GO): regulation of endocytosis
Cellular component (GO): endosome
Molecular function (GO): GTP binding; GTPase activity
Source: RefSeq, a predicted model, not a curated record
AAAGCUCACUGUAAAACCAAAUUCCCGUCGGCCUUCCGCGCUGGCGCUGGCGCUGGCGGGGCCGUUUUCACGUAGCGUGUCCUUUCAACUCAAAAGAAAAAAUAAAAUAAAAAUAUAAAAAAAUAAAAAAGGUUCCAAAUUCCCCUUUCAAACUUGCUUCAAUCAUCAUCCUCUUCCAUUGCAUAAUUUACAUUGCAUCCCCAUCUUUUCUCUCUUUCUUCAUUUCCUCUUCUCUGUUUGUAGUGAUGUCGUACGAUUAUCUGUUCAAGUACAUCAUCAUCGGCGAUACAGGUGUCGGCAAAUCUUGCUUGCUUUUGCAGUUCACGGACAAGAGGUUUCAGCCUGUUCACGAUCUCACUAUUGGCGUUGAGUUUGGUGCUCGUAUGGUCACCAUCGAUGGCCGACCUAUUAAGCUUCAGAUAUGGGAUACUGCUGGGCAAGAAUCAUUCAGAUCAAUUACAAGAUCUUACUACAGAGGGGCAGCUGGUGCUCUUUUAGUAUAUGACAUUACCAGGAGGGAAACUUUCAAUCACUUGGCAAGCUGGUUGGAAGAUGCUCGGCAGCAUGCAAAUCCCAACAUGUCGAUUAUGCUUGUAGGGAACAAGGCUGAUCUCGCUCAUCGAAGAGCUGUAAGCAAGGAAGAGGGAGAACAAUUUGCGAAAGAAAAUGGACUCUUAUUCUUAGAGGCAUCUGCUAGAACAGCCCAAAAUGUUGAGGAGGCAUUUAUAAAAACUGCAGCUAAAAUACUUCAAAAUAUUCAAGAAGGCGUCUUUGAUGUAUCCAAUGAGUCAUCUGGGAUCAAGGUCGGUUAUGGGCGUCCUCAAGGGCCAUCUGGGGCGAGAGAUGGAGCAGUUGCACAGAGAGGUGGAUGCUGUGGCUAAUUGUAACACCAAAAGAAAGUAACGUGUAUAUGAUGAAGAACCAUUUUGUGCAAGUUGUUUUACUCUUGUGCAACCCGCCAUGAUUAAGUUUCUUGUGUAUCCUUCUUCUAUAAGCAUUAGAAUGUACAAUGUACAGUGUCUUGCAUAACUCAGAAGUCUAUUUCCCAAACUAAUUCUUUUCUACUCUGACUCCCAAAGCAAUUAGUUUGUACAUUUGAUUA